GGUAAACAGGCAUAAAUCUCAAUGGGAGAAGAAAACCAAACCUCUGUGGCUGAGUUUAUCUUCCUGGGCCUUUCACAAGACUUGCAGACCCAGAUCCUGCUAUUUAUUCUUUUCCUCCUCAUUUAUCUGCUGACUGUGUUUGGAAACCUGCUCAUCAUCUUUCUCAUCUUCUUGGAUUCUCGACUGCACACUCCUAUGUACUUUUUUCUUAGAAACCUGUCUAUUGCAGAUCUCUGCUUCUCUACUAGCAUUGUUCCUCAAGUAUUGGUCCAUUUUUUGGUAAAGAGGAAAAACAUUUCCUUUUUUGCAUGUAUGACACAGAUAAUUGUCUUCCUUCUGGUUGGGUGUACGGAGUGUGCUCUGCUGGCAGUGAUGUCCUAUGACCGGUAUGUGGCUGUCUGCAAACCCCUGCACUACUCGACUAUCAUGACCCAACAGGUGUGUCUCAAGUUGGCCAUAGGGUCCUGGGCCAGUGGGGCACUCGUAUCUCUGGUAGAUACCACCUUUACUUUCCAUCUUCCUUAUCGGGGACGGAACAUAAUCAAUCACUACUUUUGUGAACCUCCUGCGCUUCUGAAGCUGGCUUCAGCAGACAUUUACCCCACAGAAAUGGCCAUCUUUGCAAUGGGUGUAGUAAUUCUCCUGGCUCCUGUUUCCCUCAUCCUUGCCUCUUACUGGAAUAUCAUCUUCACUGUCAUCCAGAUGCGGUCUGGGGAGGGGAGGCUCAAGGCUUUUUCCACCUGUGGUGCCCAUCUUAUUGUUGUUGUCCUUUUCUAUGGGUCAGGAAUAUUUACGUACAUGCGACCAAACUCCAAAACUACAAAGGAGCAGGAUAAGAUGAUAUCUGUGUUCUAUACUGUGGUGACGCCAAUGUUGAAUCCCAUAAUUUACAGCUUAAGGAACAAGGACAUUAAAGAAGCUGUCAAAAAGCUAACUGGAAGAAAGUCUUUCUCUCAAUGGCAGUGA
Molecule: messenger RNA, 966 nt
Organism: Nycticebus coucang (slow loris)
Lineage: Eukaryota; Metazoa; Chordata; Mammalia; Primates; Lorisidae
Product: olfactory receptor 2D3
Exons: 1
Coding region: 22-966 (314 amino acids)
Biological process (GO): G protein-coupled receptor signaling pathway
Cellular component (GO): membrane
Molecular function (GO): olfactory receptor activity; G protein-coupled receptor activity
Source: RefSeq, a predicted model, not a curated record